Lepisosteus oculatus (spotted gar) is the source of this 5455-nucleotide messenger RNA. It is a transcript of the gene kcnk6, whose product is annotated as potassium channel, subfamily K, member 6. Gene Ontology annotation, cellular component: plasma membrane. The record is from RefSeq and is a predicted model, not a curated record. NCBI's taxonomy places the organism in Eukaryota, Metazoa, Chordata, Actinopteri, Semionotiformes, Lepisosteidae. Gene Ontology annotation, molecular function: outward rectifier potassium channel activity; potassium ion leak channel activity. Gene Ontology annotation, biological process: potassium ion transmembrane transport; stabilization of membrane potential.
GACUGCGUCGACUUCAGCUCGCGUUGUUUCUGACAGAACACAAUUUAAAAGUGAUAGGGGAUGCGAAUUGUCUCAGUAGGUUGCUACCUCUUUUAAAAGGGAACCCCCGCAAGUCGAAUAAUUCAGCUGUUUGUUAGCGCUGCUCACACGGAUCCGCUUCCUGACAAGUCUUUAAGAGUGGGUGGGGGAAAGUUUCGUUUAAGGUGGAGUUGCUGAACUGCCCGGUAAACUGCUCAAAAAAAGAGCAAACAGGAGAGAGAGAGAGAGGGAGAGAGACGGAGGAGACGUAGCGCAGAAGAGGAAUCCGUUGUUCGGAAGAAGAACGGAAAAAAACAGAUUUUUGAGAAGCAAAAGCAAUGUCUUCAGGUUACAGAUCAUGGGUCCUACUCCUGGUCUUUGUCCUGUUUUAUUUCACUUUUCUGUUGCUGGGCGCUCUCGUCUUCUCGGCCAUCGAGCGACCCGAAGAAGCGAGGUUGAAAAGCGAGCUCCGUUUGCUCAAGGCUCAGUUUCUGAACCAGAGCUGCGUCAACGCCACCUCUCUCGAAAACUUCUUAGACAAAGUUUUGACCGCUAACAAAUACGGCGUCUCCAUCCUUCAAAACUCUUCCGCCACCACAAACUGGGACUUCGCUUCGUCCUUGUUUUUCGCCAGCACACUUGUGACAACAGUGGGCUAUGGGCGCACCACGCCCCUCUCGGACGGCGGCAAGGCCUUCUCCAUUGUGUUCGCCCUCCUCGGCGUGCCCUUCACCAUGCUGGUGCUGACCGCCAGCGUGCAGCGGCUCAUGCACCUCCUGACCUACCGCCCCGUGGGGGCGUGCCAGCGCAGGGCCGGGCUGGAGCAGAAGACGGCCGCCCUGCUCCACUUCGCCGUCAUGCUGCUGCUGGUCGUGGUCUGCUUCUUCGCUGUCCCGGCGGCCAUCUUCACCACCAUUGAGGGGAACUGGACCUACCUGGACUCCUUUUACUUCUGCUUCAUCUCCCUCUGCACCAUCGGCCUGGGAGACUACGUGCCCGGGGAACAGCCCGGGCAGAGGCUGCAAUCCCUCUACAAGAUCCUGGUCAUGGUUUACCUCUUCCUGGGCCUGAUGGGGAUGUUCCUGGUCCUGCGCUCCUUCCACAAACUGGCUGACCUCCAUGGACUCACUGCUUUCUUCCACCUGCCUCACUGCGAGGAAGAGGAGGAGGACGAGGAGUCCAUCAUUACCUCCAGCCAGGAGAGCCACAGCAGCGUUGACAAGUCGCGCAGUCCGCUGGACCCUGGCUCCCAGGUCUCUUACAGCUCCAUCAACAGAUAGCUCCCUCCUGCCCCUCCCUCGGCUCUCCGCUCGCUGGACACCCAGACCCCAGGAUUGUACUCUUCAGACAUUCUUCUGCUCCGGUGUGAAAAGACACAAGCAUAAACUGAACCCACCAGAUGUGAUGGUUUUCAUUUUAAAGCCCCGUGGCUGUUGAAAUGUUUUUUAAAAUCGUUGUGCUUGUUUCUUUUUGCUUUCCCCUCCAUUAACAUGUCGCUGACUCCAAAAACUCAGCAGUGCCUCCGAAAAGUGUGCGAUUGCCCUGGAUCUGUUUGUGUAUUUGUAGUCUCAUGGUACAGUUGAACGGUGGCAGUAUACUGAGCUUUCUCAGCUCACGGGAGGAACGCAAUGUUUGCACCUUAUCAGGAUUUGUUGCUUUUGCCUGCACCCUAUGUCUCCGUUUCAUAGUCAUUUAGUUUCAUCAGUGUGAAUUGUUGUGUCGCCCAAGACCACCGAAAGAUCAAAGCUUCCGCUUAGUGCCCAUCAUUCAUGAAUGUUUUUACAUCUGAAACAGACCAGGACCCCUGAACGUGGCUCUGUAUAGGAACAAAAGUGUGAUCCAUCAGUUUGAUUUUACUUCAAACUUACUUAAUUGUUUUGAGGAGGUUCAUUUGUCCGGAGAAAUCUUACUGGACUGGAGCUUGUACUCAGCAGCAUUGUAGUCCAGUGUAAGUAAGGAAGAUGGUCUGGAGGUGUAAAUCCUAAUAUACUUUGACCUACAGUGAUGGUUUGCACAAUUAAUGCACAAAUGUCAAGGCUGUGGCACAACAGUGCAUGAUGGGUAGCUAAGCCCAGUGUGUGGAACUGGAAGGGCCAGAAACCCUGCUCCUUAGGCCUCAUUGCAUCUGAGCUCUUUACUUAAAUGAACUCAACUUUGCUUAGUUUUUGUAAUAGUUUUCAGCUUCUGCCAAAAUUGUCACUCCUGAUUUACUUAUUGGUGUUCGUUUUAGGUCAUUUAGUGAUUCUGAAGAUUAAAACCGUAAGCGGCAUGUAAUUAGAUUAGAGUUUAGGGAUAAUUAACUGACAGUGAGUUACGGCACUAAAGAGGAUGGUGGAAUUCUUUGUUUUGUAUGUGGAAAUCCACAGAAAACGGUGCAGCUGCAACUGUGACCUUCCACUGUGUUAUUCACGUGAAUAUUGGUGUUCUGAAAAGAUGUGAACGAUCACGUAUCGUUUUGUUGGAAAGCUGUUACCAGGAGUGUCUGCUGUGUGGGUUUUCACACGGUGAAACAAAAAACAGUCCACUUGCACUUCAGUGGCGACUCCGAAUUGGGUUCUGGCCUCCUUCCGGACCUGUUUCCUCUAAGGCAUCUCCGCUGUCCUCUCUCUAAUGAGUUAGUCCAUUCUGUUUGCUGUGGUCAGUGACAUUUUGACCUCCAUGUCAAAGAGUCUGCAUUCUCGGUGCCAGGGGUCAGUCAGGAGAAGCAGACCAGAUGGGAAGAAUGGAGACUAUUUGCUACAGGGGUGUUAAUAUUAACAUUUCGUGCAGUUUAAGGACCUGCUGACUCUUGAGUGCUGUUUAACCAUCUAUCAGCACCACCACACUGAUCCCAAUCAGACACGAUGACCCUCUGACCUGCAGUGCUCAAAAUGUCCAGGGCUCUGGGACUCUGAAUCCCGUGCAGUCAUUAACAGCAUGGGCGCAAUGAAAACCAGAAGUCUCCUGGCGCACAGCUCCAGUGCGGAGAGUCGUUUCCUGAAGCUCAUGCUUGGUCUGUAGGUCCAUUGUCCAUUGCAGACUAGAUCUUCACUUGUACUCUUUGUAAAUGGAGACUUGCCGAUUUGGGGUUGAUCUGCAGGGUGAGGAAUGGAUUCAAACCCAACUGUAGUUGAAACAUGACUGUAAAACUCUUUCUAAACCUGUGUGAAGUAUAAACUCACCUGUGUGUGGAAGAGCGGCGCUCAGAGCAGUGAGACGAGCUGUGUGAGUUGUACACGGUCCUCGGUGCUGUUCUUUUUCUGUUGUUUUUUCAAAAUUAGAGUGUUUUUCUGGUAAUGUUGCAAUUAUUAUAUUAUUCAUUUUUGAUAACGUAUUGAUGAAGCUACCUGUAGGAAAAAACAGAACUGUAUUCCUCGCGGUCCUACCUCACGACGAGCUCGAUCCUCCCUGGCUCUCUGCCGUGUGUUUGACAUGGAGCUGCUGCUGCUCAGGAUCCCAUUGGCUUUUAUUAGCUGCAGCGAUCCGCACGCAGUGGAAUAAUCGCUGUCUUGGGUCAGCGUGUCCAUACAGAUUUACCUCGUGAUCUCCUGCUCUGGUCCUGAAAGGUGGGUUUUUAAUUCCAUCUGACCUCAAAUAGCUGUCAUUCUCUUUUGUCAUAGUUGCACCGGUUUCCAAGCUGUUUAGAUGCUGGUGCUGUAGAGAGACCAGUACUGGGGACCCCUGCCCAACAGGAGGAAAUGACUAAUAAGGUGAAUGGGAAACCAGUGAUGGGCUCUUUGGGGUGGAAGACCUCUGUUACAAGUACUUUACUGUAGUUUUACCAUGUCAUCGGGUAUUUUAACCCCCUUUUUUGCUGAGGACCUUUGAGGAGUUAAAAUUUGCUCUCUUGCCUGUUGCUGUCCAUCCCAGUUAGUGUGCAAUAAGUCAUUUUGCGUGACAGGUUGGAGGAACUGAAUGUGGGUUUUUAUCAGAGUGCCCCAUUGAGCAAUCACGGAUCCUGAAAUCACAGGAAUGUUUUGGGGCUUGUGUGCUGUGACGACAGGUAGCUUAAUGUACUCCAGACUGGAAUACAGUACUUGGAAGCUGGUAGUAGAAAAAUGAUAGUGUACUAACAAAUUCAGUGGAUCCCAAACUUUGAAUCCUUCCUUUUUAUUGUGCCUCAAUUUCAUCAUAGUUAACUUGAGUGGAGGCACACUUUAAAUUGUCUGGUUGUUAUAUUUCACUUUUGUCCCUGUAAACCUCAAAAUAGAAGAGAAUUUGCACAUUUUUUACCCUCUUGUUUACAUGAAAUCAAUGACAGACCAGAGCUGUAUUUUUUCACCACUUCAGAGGUUUUACAAUUUUUUUUUCCCCACUUGUGAAUGCUUGUCCAGCACCUUGAUCAAGUAUGCUGAUAGAAAUGAGGGCAUAGAGUUGUUCCUGUGGAUUGAAGUGGAUGUGUAGAGAAAGGGCGCGUUCACAGAAGUCUGUGCAUCUGAAAGUUGUGUGCGACACGGCGAUGGCCUGUAUACAACAACCAAUGGGAGAAAGGGAAAAUUUCACAAUGUUUCCACAGCGGUUAAACUGCGGAGAAAGAGUCCGUGGUAACACAACCAUGUAACAUGUAUCAAACAAAUAAAAGGUUAAAUGCACACGUUCUGCAAACAGCACUGAGACGCUGCCCUUUCCUGACUUUGGUUUAGAAUAGCAUAAGAGGCAGAACCAGGAGGAGCCUGAAGCAGUCGCUUGUAUUGCAGUUUUUUGCUUUUCUCGGCAUGUGAUCCUCAAACUUCUGAUUUGGUGUUCUGGGUACUUCGUGUUCACUGGGGGAGGGGGGCCGAGGGGGGGUAUUCCAGUCGGAGCACUGCCAAAGCAUUGCUGCUUUAGACCAGCUGAACCUCAGUUCGAAUUGUGUCCAGGCGGCAGUGCCUUUAAAUGGCUUUCAUAUCGGUUUCAGUGCAAUAAUGAAGCAGACCAGGUUAGGGCAUCGCUUUGCACAAGUUUUAUACGUUUAGCGACGCUUUUUAUUAGCGUGGGCAUGUCAACAUUUUCUCUUUCUCGAGAGUUGAGAUGAGGCAACAGUGGAACUUUGUUGGCUCAGUUCAGGUUGGUACCAGUUGAAGUCUGUGAUUUUUUUUGGAAGAGAAUUGUAUCAUUGUUGCUGUAAAACCUAGGUUACUGUUCUUUAAUGUACAGUGACCAACUGUAACUGUGGGCAAUAAAUAAGGUGACCUGAAGCAAGUUUUAAGUUUUGAUACCCAAAGGAAACAUUUUUAAAGCUCUUCUGGAGUUCAGUUUUCCCUUCUGGAGCAACAGUACUGCCCUUUUAAACUCUAUGCAUCAAUUGUUUGGAAUACCUGUAAACUCAUCUGAUAUCGUUUUGAAUUGGUUGUAAACUUCUUUUUAGUACUAUUAGUUACAGUAUUUUGUUUUUAUGCAUUAUUGUUUUGUGGUUUUGUCUGUAUCCUCAUUAAGGGAUACCGCAGUGUUUAAACAAUAAACAUUUUAAUUCCUUCUG